CGAGCGCUCACAGCUACGGCGCAGCUUAAUUAGUGCUUGCUUGCUGCUGGAUAAGAAAAGCCCUGAAUCGAUUCAUGAGCUUAUUAUGACGCAGUUCGAGCCUCAGCCCGAGUGGUUCCAGCCGCCGCUUACGCUUUCGGACAGCACCUUCAAUGAGACUGUGGCGCGGCCGGUGAAAAGACAUGCUGCGUGUGAUGAGUGCAGGAAACGCAAGCUGAAAUGCUCCGGGGAACAGACAGGUUGCACGCGAUGUCUCAAACAGGAUCUCGUCUGCCACUAUUCGGAACAGAAACAAAUGGGACGGCCGCCGAAGAAGCGCUUACGGGAGGAAGAGGACCCCUCAGUGCUUGGUCUCGAGAAUAGGUUAUGGGCCACAGAGGCGGAUCUCAGUCACCUCCUCCCAAUAGACCCCGUGGGGGCUGGGGUUCCCUCUGGGGACGUUUUGCAGCCGGGGAUUGGAGUCUAUACCCCACAGACGACCCCUCCUGCUCCCUUGUCAGACGACACCCAGAGCCCUCCGAGUCGUAUGGAUCUCGCAACGCCUUUAAACUGCGUACCUACGACAACCACUCCCUGGCCUGACUUCUCCAGCGUCUCUGCGGCGACCGCUAGUUUGACACCGCUUCCGCCGGACCUGUCUUACCCCUCUCCCGAUCCCACGGAUUCAUCCGACCAACAAUGUUCAUGUCUAUCGCGUCUCUACCUCUGCCUCAGUCAUUUAUCCUCCCUCGCUCCGUUUCCGAUCUCGCAACAUACAUUUUGCUCAUUAUACAUCGCGGCGCGGACUUCGCGGGAGGUCAUCCGCUGUCGAAUAUGCCCGAGACGCUUCGGCACGGGGAUGCAGAACGUCAUGUGUACCGGGACCCUGCUGGCUGUCAUCGCCGACUCCUGGCUUCGUGUUUACAAGGCUAACCCGGUCGACCUGGGUAAGCAGUCGACGUCUUCUGCGUAUGCCGCGACGAUCGAGCAAUCUCCCAAUCCGGCAGCCGGUUGGAAAGACUGGCUCCGGCAAACUGUACGCGGCGCAGUCGUUGGUGGACCUUAUGACCCUGCCGGUAGCCCUCAAGUCACGGAAACACCCAGUCUUCUUGCUCUUAUCGAGGAGAUGGAAGCACGUCAGCGGAGAUGGCACCAGUCAUCACCAUUGCCUCCGGACGAACGGGUUCUACCUGUACCAACCUGCGAGAAGGAUGAAAGCGAAGCGCUUUGCCUGAGGGUCAUCCGGAGCGCGAGAGAGGUCAUCGCUAAGUUCCGCUUUGAGCCGUGUGAUUACCCGCAAGGAACGGUGCCUGUGACGAGUAGCAUGAUGUAACUUCUGCUGUUUGGUUUUUUCGCUUUCGGAGGUAGCGUGUGGCUUGCUUGGUCUUGCUCCACCACUACCGUCCUGUGUGCAUGAUAUUCAAGCGUAGAUCUGUUCUCCCGAUACCAAUGUGUUAUUCAUGCGGCCGAAUAUAUGUACAAAGGACUGCACCAUAUAUAUUAGUACCA
Aspergillus saccharolyticus JOP 1030-1 is the source of this 1488-nucleotide messenger RNA. RefSeq names its product Zn(II)2Cys6 transcription factor rglT. The record is from RefSeq and is a predicted model, not a curated record. Gene Ontology annotation, biological process: positive regulation of transcription by RNA polymerase II. The coding region runs from base 86 to 1312 and encodes 408 amino acids. Gene Ontology annotation, cellular component: nucleus. Gene Ontology annotation, molecular function: sequence-specific DNA binding; zinc ion binding; DNA-binding transcription factor activity, RNA polymerase II-specific. The transcript has 2 exons. NCBI's taxonomy places the organism in Eukaryota, Fungi, Ascomycota, Eurotiomycetes, Eurotiales, Aspergillaceae.